Molecule: messenger RNA, 5130 nt
Organism: Parus major (Great Tit)
Lineage: Eukaryota; Metazoa; Chordata; Aves; Passeriformes; Paridae
Product: cullin-9-like
Exons: 23
Coding region: 267-5042 (1591 amino acids)
Biological process (GO): ubiquitin-dependent protein catabolic process
Molecular function (GO): ubiquitin protein ligase binding
Source: RefSeq, a predicted model, not a curated record
GCGGCGCGCUGGUUCCGGUGCCUCCCAGUGGCGCCGGGGCCGCUCCGGGGGCGUGGGCAGGGUUGGAGCGGCGCCUCAAGGGCCGAUUCCUUCUUCCCGCCGCGGCGGGGAGUCGGCUUCCCGCGUACCGGGGCUGGGCCCGGCCGUGCCCUGCCCGGCUCGCCGUGGCUCCGGGGACAGCGGAACAGCGAGACUGUAAGAAGAUUCCCAUCUGGAAUGCUGCAAACUCCAAGGAAAGCGGCACAAUCGAAGACACAUCUGCUGCCAUGGUGAAUGAGAAACACAAUGGCACCCUGCUUGUGCAGCUGGGGCCCAAACUGCAGGCCUACCCAGAGGAGCUGCUCCGGCAGCGGCGAGGCCACGACGGCCGGCCGGAAUACCUGGUCCAGUGGAGCAUCGUCAGCUUGGAAGAGAGAGCAGCGGGAGGCAGCAGUGCCUCCUGUGCAGAGACCAAGCCAGAGCACAUCUCCAUGUGGAUGUCUGCAGAAGAGGUCUGUGCCAGCUGCCCGGCGCUGCUGGGCCGGAGGAGGCCGGAAGGGCCGCGGCUGAAAGAGGAGAAGGCGCCCGGUCCGUUGGCCGCGGAGGUGGCGCUGGACGAGGCCUCGCUGCUGGAGAUGAAGGCCGAUGUCAGGAGCCUGGUGCAGCGAGCCGGGCGCCAGGUGGCCGAGGCCGGGACGCCCGAAUGCUCCAUCCUGAGCACGGUGCACGUGCUGGGCGCCUACGCCAGCAUCGGCUCCCUGGCGGGCGCCUUCAGGGAGACGGGAGCCCUGGACCUGCUGAUGAGGAUGCUGUGCCACAAGGAGAAGCAGAUCCGCCGCAGUGCCGGCGAGAUGCUGCGCGCUCUGGGUGCCCACGAUGCAGGUGGGGGCUGCUCCUGCUCGGUGCCGCUGAGGAGGUGUUGCUGGGCAGCUGAGGGGUGCCAGCCUUUGGGAGGGGUGAGAUGCCUGGGAAGCAGCACGUCUCGGGGCUUCUUGGCAAAAGGGGAGGAAUCAGUCUGCAUCUUCCAGGCUUCCUUGGUUGUAGUUGUCUGGACUGCUCUUGGAUUUAGAAACUCUCCCCUCCACGAGGCAGAGCCACUGCCCCAGCGGGACCUGCAGCCUCGCCCCACCCGCUCCAUCUUCCAGCACAAGGCCUCAGCCAGCUCUGCUGCCCAAAAGCCUGUGUUGCCAUCAAAUCCUGGAACUCACAAAAAGCAGGGCUGUACAUUCCUGACUGCAUCAGACUUCACAGACAGCAGUGACUAUGUGGAGUACUUGAAGGCAAACCUGGUGCGUGGCAUGCGGGUGCGCUUGCUGGAGGACUGUGGUGACGUUAGAGCUGGGGAGGAAGGCGAGUUUCUCCAGAGCACGAACAGCAUGCACACAGUACAGGUUUUAUGGCAGUCAACAGGUCGGACCUACUGGAUGCGUUGGCAGAUACUGGAGAUUAUUGGCUUUGGGGACCAGUGGGAAGAUCCUGCUGCUCAGAAAAAGGAAUAUAGUGUGAGAAAGAGCUUUAAUCUAGACACAGCAGUUCCACAGCCAUUGCUGUGCAAGCCCUUGGGGGGGCUUUACUCCCUGCCUUACCUGGGGCAGCGGCUGCCCAAGGCUGCAGAGACACUGAGCCGUGCCGAAUGGUGGGAGCUGCUCUUCUUUGUGAGGAAGCUGGAAGCACAGGAGCAGAAGGAGAUCACCUGUCUCAUCCAGCAGCACCAGGGAGAGCAGGUGGAUAAGGAAGGCCUGAUGCAGCUGUCGGUGCCUGCGGAGCUGGCCCAGAAGGUGCUGCAGGUCCUGGAGAAGCGGUGCGAGGGCAGCUCUCUGCGUGAGCUGCGAGGCUCCCGUGUGUACGGCAGACACUUCCUCGCUCGGGGGGCAGAGCAGGAUGGUGGAGGGAGCAGCGCGGUGUCCUCAGACGGUGGCGGCUGCGGGAGCACCGGCCCCGAAGGCGGCACGGCCAAGGCAGCGGAGGGAGACCUUUGUGCAGCCCCAGGGCCGCCCCAAGGCCGCAGUGUGGCAGUGAAGUCGGAUUCGCAGCUGUUCAGCGAGCUCUUGGAGAGGGAAGGGCUGUUCUUGCCAGAGGCGACGGAGGAGCAGAGCCAGGCGCUGGGCAGCUGCAAGGGGCUGAGUGAGAGCGGCUCGCUGGCCGAGCUCGCAGCUGCGGUGGACGUGAUCCAGAGCAGCAGCUCGGCCGUGGGGCUGCGCUUAGCUGGGCUCAAGCACAUCGUGGAGAUGCUGGAGGAGGAGCCCAGGUCGGAGCAGCAAGUCGGCGCAGCCCAGGGCGGGCUGGGCCCCGGGAGUGCCGGGGAGAAGCUGGUGCAGGUGGCGGUGCAGCUGCUGAGCACGGAGGCGGCAGAGAAGGCGCUGGUGGCGGUGACGCUGCGGCUGCUGGCCGUGCUGCUGGCCCGCCACGAGUGGCGAGUGCCCUUUGCCACGGAGGGCGGCGUGCGGGCCGUGCUGGCGUGCAUGCAGCAGCACGGCUGCUCCGGCCUGGUGCAGCAGGCCGGGCUGGCGGCCCUGAAGGUGCUGGUGGGAGCUGCGGACGGCGCUGCCGGUGGGAAGUGCUUGCCCUGGAACCACGGCGAUGCACAGAUGAUGCGGGAGAUCUUUGCCAGCAUCGGCUCUGCCUCCAGCGAGGGCUCUGCCAGCCUGCUGAGUAGCAUCCCUGCUGCCCUGAGCAGCAUGCAGAGGGUGCCAGGGGGCUCCUCAGGGGUGCAGAACGGCCUGCUGGUGGUGAACAUGCUGAUGGAUGGGCACCGGGGCCUGGCGGAGCAGCUGGCGAGCUGCGAUCUGCUGGCGGUGCUGCAGAGCUGCUGGAGGGACGGGCAGAGCAGCGGCUGUCCCCAGGCAGUGCUGGCCCUCAGCGCCAUCAAUCGCCUGGCAGAGCACCUGGGCCCGGAGGCAGCAGGCAGAGAGGUCCUGUUGGACCCGAAGGGCGUGCAGAGGCUGCUGGGUGGCCUGGACGACGGCGUCUUGUCCAAGGAGGUGGUGGUGGCCCUGGAGCGGCAGCUCUGGGCAGGUCCCAAAGACAGCAAGGGAUCCUUCCUGGGGGCUAGUGGGGCCAGUGAGCCAUCGUGCCUUGGCAAGGGGCAGAGCAGGGAGCCGCCACUGCGCUCUGCUUUCCCAUGGGAGUUCUCCAGCCCCUGGCACCGAGUGCUGCCCGGUCGCUGUUGCAGACUGAACCGGGCCCUGCAGCACGAGCAGGGCUUUGCCAACCGCUUCCUUCCCGACGACGAGGCAGCCCGGGCACUGGGCAGGACGUUCUGGGAGGCCCUGGUGAACCCCUUGGUGCAGUGCAUCACCAGCCCAGACCCUGAUGGUGUCAGUCCCCUGGCCUGGCUGCUGAGCGAGUACCUGGAGAGCGUGGAGCUGCCCCGCCGUGCCACGGGACACAGAGCUACCUUUGGAUCCUGCGUGCGGCGCCUGACCCAGCUCCUGGUGCACGUGGACCCCGGAGGCCCCGAGGCAGAGGAGACCAGAGCAGCUGGUGGGAAGGAGGGGAAGAACAAGGAGGUGCUGGCCAGGACUGCAAAGACUGUGGUGGAGAAGUCGAGAGGCCUGUGGGGAAUCUCACAGUGCUGGCGUGGCGUGGUGCAGCAGCAGGUGCAGCAGUUCCUGGAGGCGGCGGGGCAGGCGCCGGACCUUGCGGAGCGGUACUGCCGGCUGUACCAGCGCCUGCGUGGGGCCACAGAGGAGCUCUUUGGGCAGCAGGCUGCCUUUGUGCUGGCCCUGGGCCAGGGCUUUGCAGGGGCUUUGCUGCAGCUCUCCUUCCUGACUGCCCUGCACGUGAGUGAGCAGUUUGCCCGCUACCUUGACAUGCAGAUCCAGGAGCUCCGCAGGGCUGCGGGCAGCACGGGGCCUCUGGAGCGGCUGCAGCAGUUCUUGGAGCCCUUUGUCGUCUUCAGUGGCCUGGAGCUUGCCCACAGCUUUGAACACUUCUACAGGCUCUACCUGGGGGACCGGCUCCUGACGCAAGGGCCAUCUUGGCUGGAAGGAGGCAUCGUGGAGCAGAUUGGGCUGUGCUUCCCCAGCCGCUUUCCCCAAGAUAUGCUGAGCAACUUGGCCCAGUCGGAGGAGCUCCAGCGGCAGUUCUGCCUCUUCCAGCUGCAGGAGCAGGACAAGCGGCUGCUGGAGCUGGACACGGGCCUGGACGAGGUGCUGGGAAGAGCCCCAGUGGCAGAUGUGCCAGAGGUGAAGGUGCUGGCCCUGUCCCCGCGCUGCUGGCCUGUUUCCCCGCUCUGUUACAUGGAUAACCCUGCGAGGUUUUUCCCAGCGGAGCUGAGCUCCCCACUGGAUGAGUUUGCUGACUUCUGCCGGCAGAGCCAGAGCCAGCUGGGCUGGGAGUGCACGAAGCCCCGUCGGCUGCAGUGGACGUGGCUGGGUCACGCCGAGCUGCAGUUUGGAGACUGCGUUCUGCACGUGUCCACACUACAGAUGUACAUCCUGCUGUGCUUCAACAGCGCCCAGGAGGUGGCUGUGGAGGCCCUGCUGCAGGCUACAGGGCUCCCUGCUGACCUGGUGCACCACGCGCUGACACCGCUGACCCACGGCCAGGGUGUCCUGGUGGGGAGCUGCACUCUGGGGGGUGCACUGCGGCUGAACCAGGCAGCCCUGGCCCAGAGCUCCGGCCGCCAGCUGAGGCUGCUGCCCCAGCAGAGGUACCUGCGGACAGAGAGGGCCGAGGUGAGCGCCCUGGAAAGGAAGAGGAACGUCCUGUGCUGCCUCAUCACCCGCAUCCUCAAGCUGGAGAAGCAGCUGCACAUCGACAAUCUGGUGUUCAGGGUGAUCGAUGCCUGUCAGAAGGGCGAGUUGGGGCCAGGGGUGCAGUUCCUGAGCUUCUGCUGCCACAGUGUGGACGUGCUGUCCUGCAUCCUGCACCUGCUGAACCAGGGCUAUCUCCAGCGCCAGGAGGGGAGGCCUCAUGUCUUGGAAUACAUCUCUGCUGAAGCCACAACGCUCCCCACUUCUCAGGUCCAGCCACAGGUUGCCUUCCAGACUGUAGAGAUCAAGACAGCAGUAAACCUGGUCUCUGCCGAAAGGAGACAGACUUUUUCCACAUUCAGGUAGAUGAGGACUUGGCUGGGAGGACUAGGGCUGAAUCCAGUCUGUCUCUUCCUAAACACGUGUUUUAUAUAAAUAAAUGAGCCAAGCUCCA